AUCAUUAUGAAUGUUAUGCGACUGCUCCAACGUAAAUUAUCGAUUCUAAUACUAUUGUUAUUUAUAGUCGCAGUUCUGUGGUAUUCUUUUCUCCUGUUUGAAGAUAUGAUAAGACUUGAAAACACUGACACCGAGAAUAUGAAUCUCUAUGACGUAAAGUUAAGGAAAGCUAUUGCAAAUAUAGACAGACCGACACGUGAACAUAUAAAACCUUUACAACCACCAGAUGAUAAUGAUCAAAAUUCAGGCUCGUUUUAUUUUAUAAAUUCAAAAUUAGAAAAAUCAACUGAAACUAUGAAUAACUAUAGUGUUACCUUAGCUGGCAGCAAUGAAGAAAUAAAUAAAAAAGACGAACAAUUGCAAAUUAAUCCACCGUUAAAGGAGUUUCCAGAUGUUGGCGUUCUUGUCAAAGAAGGAUUAGGAGAAGGUGGGGAACCAGUCAACAUUAGUAAAAGAUUAUUAAAUGAAAAAGAACAGGAGGAAUAUAAAAAUGGAUGGAAGAAUAAUGCAUUCAACGAUUAUCUCAGCAACCGCAUCUCACUUGAUAGAACUCUGAAAGAUCAAAGAAUUGAAAAGUGCAAACUUAUCAAAUAUCCUGAAAAUCUACCCGACGUCAGUGUCAUCGUUACAUUUCAUAACGAGGCUUGGUCUGUUCUGCUACGAUCCGUACACAGUAUUAUCAACAGAACACCAAAGCAUCUUCUUAGAGAAGUGAUAUUAGCAGACGACUUCUCUGACAUGCCCCAUUUGGGAGAGCCGUUAGAAAAGUACCUAAUGCAUUAUCCGAACGUAAAAAUCGUAAGAGCUUCAAGAAGGGAAGGUCUUGUUAGAGCCCGACUAAGGGGAUACAGAGUUGCAACAGGGACUGUGCUGGUGUUCUUGGAUUCACAUAUCGAAUGCGCUAAAGGCUGGAUCGAACCCAUGUUGGAUAGAAUAAAAAGAAACUGGACGACUGUUGUUACUCCGUGUAUAGAUAUUAUUGAUGAUGACACAUUUGGCUUCCGAUUCCAAGGUCCUAACGACAUGUUUGCCGGGGGAUUUGAUUGGAAAAUGGUUUUUAAUUGGCAUUCUGUACCGGAAAAGGAACAGAAAAGAAGAAAUUUCGAAGUGUAUUUGCCGUACAGGUCACCGACAAUGGCUGGUGGAUUAUUUGCGAUCAGUCGUGCAUACUUUACUUACAUUGGAACAUAUGAUGACGGAAUGGAUAUAUGGGGAGGUGAAAAUCUAGAAAUAUCAUUUAGGAUUUGGAUGUGUGGUGGUACUUUAGAAACAACUCCAUGUUCUCAUGUCGGACAUAUAUUUAGGAAACGUUCCCCUUACAAAUGGAGAAAAGAUGUUGACGUACUACGGAAAAAUAAUAUCCGUUUAUGUGAAGUGUGGCUUGAUGAGUAUAAACAAUACUAUUAUGACAAGAUAGGCAUACAUUCGCCAUCAGAUUAUGGUAACCUUACCUCAAGAAUUGAACUACGGAAGAAAUUGAAAUGCAAGAGUUUUGAGUGGUACCUUAAAAAUGUUUAUCCUGAAAUGUGGGUACCAGGUGAAUCAUUGGCUUAUGGACAGAUAGCAGCAAAAACCCAACCAUACUGCCUUAAGGGUGAUUGUGAAUACGGACAAACAGGGAAGCCCAUAUCACUGGUCAAUUGUUCAUCGGGACAUAAUAAGGUAAUGUAUUUGACUACGACAAAAGAAAUAAAACGAGACAAUGGAUGCGUUGAUUAUAGCGGGAAACCUGGUAUACAGAUGGAAUCAUGUCACCAAAUGAGAGGAAACCAGGAAUGGGAAUAUCGAGAGGAUAAUACGCUGUACCAUGUAUUUUCACAGAAGUGCCUUGAAAUAUCACAAGAUGGACAAACGUUAUUAAUGAACACUUGUUUAGGCACUGACCAUCAAAUCUGGCUUUGGAACAGAGGUGGAGCACCAGGGCCAACCAGAAAUUGGAAUUCACUAGAUUAAACAGUUUUGAUAACAUUUUUAAUAUUUAAUUAAUAUUUAUCAAGACCUAAGCGUUUAUCAAGACUAAGUUAUUUUUACACUUGAAAAUUAGGUUGAUCCAACAUUUCUUCUAUAUCGAUAUCAGUAUGCGAAAGUGCCUCUCAACAUUUUUUUAAAAUAAUCCAGUCUUGCAUGUACGUGUCAUUUAAGAUGAUUGUUCCUUAAGACGCUUGUGCUUCAGAAAAAGAGGCGACAGAUACAAUUGAGACAUCCAAAACUAUUUAGUUGAAAUAACCGACAACGCCCAGGCAACAACACGAUAACAACCAAUCGACGACCACUACAUUGAACAACCGGAUCACUACCAACAAAAAAGGGUGAACACUGGUGUUUGAGAAAAAUAAACAUUUUUUUUUAUGGGCAGGGGUAUAGUCUGACGUAAUGAAACAUACAAUUCAUAUUAUCUUAUAUCAAACGAAACUUGCAUUUUAACUCGGUUUUGUCCAUACUAGUAUCUGUGUUGUACGACACAAUACAAUUAUUUAAGAUAUCAGGAUGAAACGGUGUUCGCCAGACGCGCGUUGAACCUCAUUUUGAUAUCCGAUUCGGUUAAAUAAAACAGAGAUCUACAUUUUAAAAAAGAUCAUGAAAAACAUAAUACAUUAUAUUGUUUUGGUAACAAAAAUGAGGCGAAACUGUAGUGAUAUUCAAGCCGUAUUACCACACGCGCAAUCAACUGUUUGUAAUUAAGACGAAAUUCAGAAGUC
This is a messenger RNA of Mytilus trossulus (common blue mussel), 2699 nucleotides long. RefSeq names its product polypeptide N-acetylgalactosaminyltransferase 5-like. Gene Ontology annotation, molecular function: polypeptide N-acetylgalactosaminyltransferase activity. The transcript has 11 exons. NCBI's taxonomy places the organism in Eukaryota, Metazoa, Mollusca, Bivalvia, Mytilida, Mytilidae. Gene Ontology annotation, biological process: protein O-linked glycosylation. Gene Ontology annotation, cellular component: Golgi apparatus. The coding region runs from base 7 to 1953 and encodes 648 amino acids. The record is from RefSeq and is a predicted model, not a curated record.